UUUUGAGGAAAAAAUGGGCAGAAUCAGACUGCAGGUCAACUCCAAGUUGGAGAACCAGAAGCAGGUAUGUUAAACGUUAGCGCAUUGCAAAGCGGUGAAGCCGAACCGGGAACUUGGCCGAGCUAGAAUGAUUUACCUGAACCUUUUAGUAUUCUAACAACUGCCAAAACCAAACCAGCAGUUUUUGAAUUGGUUUGGCCGGUUAGUGAACAAAUGCACUUUCAACCCGCUUACAGCACUGCUACUUUGGCGCUUCGCUCAAUUUCAAUACUAACCUUUAGAUUGCUGUGAUCCUCACCGCCGUGGAAGAAAACAUCCAGGAGCAAAAGCAAUCCCUCUCCCCUGUCGCUUACUUUAUCUCCUUCCUCUCCCUCUUGGACGAAUCCAUCAACGACAAACAGGUUAUCGUUAACAAGGACCUCCUUGUCUCCGCAACCUACAUGUUAAACAUCGUCUUCGAAUAUGUUCCUAAGCCGCUUUUGAGACAAAACUUUGCCAAAAUCUUGGCCAAGUUGGGUGCCGUCAUCACCGCUCUGGAGGUGGAUGCUCCCAUCAUGAGAGCCACCAUCGGUGCCUUGGAAACCUUAUUGAUCGCGCAGGACCUCACCGCGUGGAACAACCACCACCUCAGCGUCACCCCACAGAGAGGGUUGCUCGGGUUGCUCGAGUUGUCCUUGGACGCCCGCCCAAAGGUCAGAAAGAGUGCCCAGGAAGCUGUCCACAAAGUGUUGGCUAACCCGCCUCCAGGCCCCUCCUUAGAGCACUUGGCCUCCAAGUUGUGCGCCGAGUUUGCCCUCACCAAGAUUGUCGAGUUGAUCCAGGCCAAGCAGGCCUCGAAGAAGAGAGACAACAAGGAGAUCAACGCCCUGUUGAUCCACAACCUCGCCUUGAUCAGUGCCAUCACUUCCUCCAACAACUGGCCAAACAAGGAGAUCGAGCCCUUGUGUGACGUGCUUUUGGAAAUCUCCAAGACCCCAGACCAGUACCUCGUGUCCGCCGCGUUCUCCGCGUUCGAGGGUCUCUUCAACUCCAUGACCUCUGAGAUCGAUGCCGACAAGUUCAUGCGCGUGUUGAGCAUCAUUUUCGACUUGAAGCCACCUGUCAACGACUCCCACUUGGCCGCCUCGUGGAUUGCCGUCGUCGCCAAGGCGCUUGCGGCCUACUCCAAGCUCGACGCCUUGAGCUGUUUUGGCAAGUUGCCGGAGAUUGUUCAGCUUGUAGCCGGCUUCUUGAGCUCGGAAAUGUCCGACAUCUACGUCUCUGCCUCUCAGUGCAUGAUCGCCCUUGUCACCGAGUGUGUCCCAGACCAGCUAUUGCUCUUGCCAGCGUCGAACAACGAAGUCACCGCUGAGGUCUACGAAGCCGUUGACGACGUCAUCUCCCAGUUAUCCGACAUCUUCGUGGAGCUCCUCUCCGUCAAGUACACCCACUGCGCCAAGGAGGUCAUGGAAGUGCUCUGCGCCAUUCUCCAAAAGUUGCGCUUUAGAGCCAACCCGGACUUUAUCAAGCCAGUGGCCAUUGUCGGCGAGUGGAGAUCCAACGAGCAGUCCUUCCAGUUGAAGACCGAGGCCGACGCUGUCAUUGCCUCCGCCAUCUCUGUGCUUGGCCCGGAGGUUGUCUUGUCCUCCUUACCGUUGAACUUGAUCGACCCGAAGCCAAAUAAGCCGGGUAGAGCGUGGUUGCUCCCAUUGUUGAGGGACAAUAUCCGCAACGCCCGCUUGGGCUUCUUCAAGGGUACUUUCAUCCCGCUCAUCAGACAGUUCGAGGAGAAGGUUGCCACCUUGGAGCCAAACUCCGUCCACGUCAAGAUCUUCCAGACCAUUGUCGACCAGAUCUGGUCCUUGUUGCCACACUUCUGCGACUUGCCGACCGACUUGGUUGCUUCUGUCACUGACAGCUUCUUGCAAAACUUGGGGUCUCUCUUGUACGCCAACGUGGCCUUGAGAUCCUCCAUCUGCUAUGCCCUCAAGAUGAUGGUUGACUCCAACUUGACCUACGCCUCCGGUGCUCUUGCCGACGACAUUUUGUUGCAGCAGCAGUUCCCCGAAGUCGUGGCCAAAGCCAAUGUUGAGUACCUCUCCACCAAGGCUAACAACAUCUUGUCCGUGUUGUUCAAUGUCUACUCCCAGACCGUCCCAGAGUCCAGAGGGUUCAUCUCCGAGACUAUCGACUCCUACUUGCAGAUCAUUCCCGCUGCUGACUUGGAAGCCACCUUCAACAAGGUCUGUGGCUUAUUGAAGAACGCGUUGGACCAGGAGGCAACCACCCCGACCGCCAAGGGCGACAUUGCCUUGUCUCUUACCAUGAUGGACUUGGUGGUGGCCAUGGCCAAGUACGUGCCGGCCUCUUGCCACAACGCCUUGUUCAGUAUCUUCUCCUCCACCGUGUCCAACUCUGACAACUUGAUGCAGAAGAGAACCUAUAGAAUCAUCUCCAACUUGAACGAGACAGACGCCGGAAAGCAGUCCUUGCUCCAGUUCGGCGCCGAGAUCCAGAACGUGUUGGUUCAGGCGCCAGAGACUGUCGACUCCGCCAGGGUUGCCAGAUUGAGGGCCAUCUUCACCAUGAUCGAGCUCCUUCCGGCUUCCGACUUGGUGUUUAUUCCCGCAAUCUUGCCAAAAAUCAUCUUCUCCAUCAAUGAUGCCAACUCCAAGACCAGAGAAGUCGCCUUUGAGACCUUGAUCUUGAUGGCGGAAAAGAUGAUUGCCGGUGGUGUCAUCGAGAACAGCAAGCUUCCGGGGAUGGAAGCGGGCACCCCAAACACUGAGGCCUCGUUGAAGGAGUUCAUGGUCAUGGUCGUUGCCGGUUUGGCCGGUGAGAGUGUCACCAAAAAGAGAACCAUCACCGCGUUGGGUCUCAUCAUCUACAAGUUCAAGGGCCAGAUUAAUAACGACACCUUGGUCGACAUCUGUGUGAUGGUGGAGGAUUUCUGUUUGCUCGCUGAGAGCAGAGACAUUGCCAAGGCUGCCAUCGGUUUCGUCAAGAACGAGGUUUUGUCCCUUCCAGAAGAGAUCUUGCGCUCCAGGUGUAAGACCGUGUUGGAGAAGUUGUUGAAGGCUUCCAACACCCACCAGCGUGCGUUCAACUCCAAGAUCAAGCACAUUAUCGAGAGAUUGAUCAGAAGAUUUGGCAUGGAGUUUGUGGAGAGAAACAUGCCGGAAGACGACUACAAGUUGUUGACCAACAUCAGAAAGACCAGAGAGAGAUCUAAGAGACAGAAGGAGGAGGGCGAGAACGAAGAGAAGAAGGAGAAGAAGAAGUUUGCGUCUGCAUACGAAGAAGCCUUAUACGACUCUGAUUCCGACGAGUCCGAAGCCGAGGACGCUCCAAAGGGUAAGAAGGGCAAGGCCAACCAGUUUAUCUUGGAAUCCGAUGAACCUCUUAACUUGUUGGAUCGCCAAGCUUUGGCUCACAUCUCUUCCUCCAAGCCAAAGAAAUUUUCCAAGAGAGAGCCUGCUGCCAAGUCCAAGUUUGACAAGAACGGCAAGCUUGUGUUUAGAGAGGAUGGAAAGACUGAUGACGAUCCGUUGUUGAACAAGGACAGUAUCUCCGCCUAUAUUGAUGCUAUCAAGAGUGGCCCGGUAAGAGGCCAGAAGGGUAAGCUCAAGUUCAAGAAGAGCAAGGGUGAUGAUGACUUUAGUGACGACGAGGCUCCGGCCAAGCCAAGAGCUAAGGUCAUGGGCAAGGGUGGCAUCUCCAAGCCAAGACAGCAGCAGUCCAGAAAGAAGUUCUAAGCAACUAUUGUGCCUUUUCUGGUGCUCUGCAUCCGCAUAUUUGUAUUUUUAUUUCAUUUCGUGUACUUGGGUUCUCCCAUUUUUAUAAUCCACAAUAGCUUUCCAAUGGGGACGAGGGCAGGCUCUAU
Molecule: messenger RNA, 3862 nt
Organism: Babjeviella inositovora NRRL Y-12698
Lineage: Eukaryota; Fungi; Ascomycota; Pichiomycetes; Serinales
Product: mRNA-binding protein
Exons: 1
Coding region: 441-3734 (1097 amino acids)
Source: RefSeq, a predicted model, not a curated record